Ostertagia ostertagi is the source of this 2676-nucleotide messenger RNA. NCBI's taxonomy places the organism in Eukaryota, Metazoa, Nematoda, Chromadorea, Rhabditida, Trichostrongylidae. The record is from the annotation of a GenBank genome assembly.
AUGAGAACUCCGGCGCAGGCUAGGCGCCAUUGCAUCUGCGAGGGAAAGAAUGAAAUUCGAGCGAAAACUUAUAAAGACUUGCACAAGCGAGAGCAUUCAUACCUCAUAGAUGGACUACGUUUUGAUACAUUUGCUCGGCAUCGAGAAAAGUCCCCAUUCUUACACUCGCUCAUCAAAGAACGAAAGGGCGUAUAUGCAGUUUCCCGCACUCAUGUGCCAACAGAAUCACGGCCUGGUCAUGUGGCUAUUUUUGCCGGAUUCACCGAAGAUGUCAGCGCAGUUGCUCGUGGAUGGAAGCAUAACCCUGUACCGUUUGAUAGCAUCUUUAACAGAUCAAAGGAGUCGUGGAUGUGGGGAAGCCCGGAUAUUAUGACCCUUUUCGACAACUACGCUCAUGUCCACUCUUUCAUGUACUCUGAGAGCGAUGAGGACUUCGGAUCCAACGAGGCGUAUAAGCUUGAUGAAUGGGUUUUCACUCAUGUCGAGAUUUGUUUGGUACCCACUUUUUUGAAGGAAUUCUUCAACGAUGCCAAAAACGACGCCGCGCUAAAACAACGUCUCACGUCUGACAAGCAAGUCUUCUUCCUCCAUCUGUUAGGCCUCGAUACGAAUGGGCACGGAAAUAAGCCACAUUCCAAGGAGUAUUUAGACAACAUUCAAGUGGUUGAUCGCGGAAUAGAGCGUACGCAGCAAGUGUUCAAUGAGUUUUUCAAUGAUGAAGCCACGGCAUUUGUAAUGACGGCCGAUCAUGGAAUGACGGAUUGGGGAUCGCAUGGAGCGGGAAGUGACGACGAGGUGUUGACUCCAUUUGUCGCAUGGGGAGCAGGAUUGCAGAAAGGAGGCGCGACGAGUACUAUUUCUCAGGUUGAUCUCACACCAUUGCUUGCUUCGCUGAUCGGAGUGGCUGUACCUGUUAAUUCCAUGGGUAUACUUCCUAUUCAAGUACUUGAUGUUUCGCCAAAUUACAUGUUCAAAAGCAGUCUUGCCAACUUUUUGCAGCUCAAAGAGCAGUUUUUGGUGCUGAGAGCAGAGAAAGCGAAACGUCUUUGGUUUCAAGAGUUUGGAACGUUCGGCUUGAAAGCGUUGGAAUCUUUGGAAGUGGAAAUAAUGAAGCUAGCAAAGUUACGCCGAUUCGCUGCUGCUUCUUCGUUGUUUGUGGAGAAUGCGCCUUAUAUAAAGAAAGCUAUAUUCCACUAUCAUCGCUACGACCGCGCAUUUCUUGGCGCGGCUAUAAGCUGCUGUUUCAUGGCAUGGAUAGCGCUGGUGUGGUGUUAUCUCACGAGAGAUCGAUCCGUGCCUAUAUUCACACGGAAAACAUUGGUUCCAAAUAGGAUAUUCUCUGGUUUACUUGCUUUUAUGGUGGUUUUCUGCCUGUACUGCAGACUACCGUUGACGAACUGGUUCUACUUGUUACUGCCGCUAUUUCUACUCUCUGUCAUUGAAAAUGUACUCAAUGUAACAAACAAUGUCUGUGCUUUCAUUGGCUACUGCGUUGCCAAUUACUCGACUGUGUCCUUCUCGUUUCUGCUUCAACCAUUUCUUCUACUUAUUGGAACAAGUGUUCUCCUUUUCAUAUACGUUAUCAUAUUUAUGGAUCGUAGGUUUCUGGCCGCCUUGUUUAUUUUGUUGACGCUCGUGCCGAAUUUAUACAGCUCAAAAGUAGCCGAGCAAUGGGCAAGGGUAUGGCAGUUUACCUGUAUUGCACUUCUGCUGUUUCCUUUCCUUCCUAAUGUCGGCAAAUCUGAAAUACCUUUGUUGUGUAUUGGAGCACCUCUGCUACUAGCCAUCGUAUUACGGAAACUGUCUCGACACUACUUAUUGGAGAGAAAAUCUAAGGAUUUGUGCAACCUAUCACUGAUGUUGGUCGUGACAGCUGUGCUGAUUCUGGCGUCAUCUUACUUGUUCCAAAAGCCCCCAGCUCUUCUUCGUCUGAUUUCUUGGCUUUCGUUGCCAUUUUCACUGCUGCUGCCACUUUUCUCACCUCCUACAAUUGUGGAUAGAAGCUCUCUGUUCGUGCCAUAUUCUUUACUAUCAAUAGCUUAUGAAUCAACUUUCACACUGUGCUUCAUUCCACUUUUAUUGAUGUUCCUUCGAUUUGAGUUCAGCCAUUUGUCCGACGUUGAAUUUCUUCAUCUUCCUGCCGACCAAUCUCUAGAUGCUGCUUGUACUUCGCGAUCAAGCAGAGUCACAGGCGCUGAAUUGAGACGAGCGGUGAUUUGUGUCAGCUUUGUAUUGGCUACGAUAUUUGGAACUGGGAAUUUUGCAUCGAUGAACUCAUUUAAUCCGUCAACUCUCAGUCGUUAUAUAUCUGUUUUUAGCCCAUUCAUUAUGGCUACGUUACUGGUUUUGAAAAUAUUCAUACCGCUAUUGAUGAUAGCGCUGCUCUUCGCAGCGGUUCUACGGUUUAAUCACGAAGCCAUCCAACGACUUUCGUGCCUGGUGCUUAUUAUUACCGAUCUCAUGGCUAUGUGCUUUUUUCAUCAACUCAAGGAUGACGGCAGUUGGUUAGACAUUGGUUUGAGUAUAUCCCAGUAUUUAAUAUCAAUGUGUAUGUCUGUUGCUGUUCUGCUAUUACUAUUAUGUGCUAGUACUCUAAUGACAACCACAUUGUCCCGGUAUAAUAUCGAGAAAAUUAAAAAAGUGUUGAAAGGUGAACGAAAUGAUUGCCUUUUGUGA